AUGGGCCAACAACAGUCAAAGAGCAGCGAUGGAACUAGAACGCCACUGAAGAGCGGCUCCUCCUCUAAUCUGCCGGAUACAUUACAACAGUAUCCCUCCAUAUCCAAAUCCGACACGAGGGAGAGUUCCUCGCGAUCCAUCCGAUCGUCCAUUCGAAGCAAAAUAAAGAGCUCGGGAGAUGACAAGACCAACGACAGCCCCAGGGCGUCGGGCUCCACCCUUGCGGGGUCGGAAGUCCCAAACAACGACAAGGCUGACGCCAGUUCUAUUGCCAGUGGCCGUUCGGGCUCUUCUCGAGCACCGAGAGAGAAGAUCACAACAAACCCUCUGGUAGAGUCUCCUACGUCGCCCAACGACGACGAUGAUGCUCCAUCGCCAGGUGCCAACACUCCUGCAAGACCACCGUCACCAACCCAGUCCAAAUCUGUAGGCAAGGGUCACAAGUCGGUGGAUCGUGCUCAGAGGACUGGAGAGGUAGGCGCAGUGUCUGAGGAAGCUCCUCAUCAGGCUCAUGUCCACUCAUCUACGCAAAAGGCGGGGGAUUCGAUCUUGGUCAAGCGGGAGAACCAGAUCAACCCGCGAGCUCCAGAGACCAAGGCCUCACUGCGGGCCAAGCUGGCAGAGUUGCCAGGUGCUUCUCCAGGAGGUGGUAUGGGCAUGAGCGAAGUGAAUGACAUGGAUUUGGACGACAUGAUCUCUCGUCUCCUGGAUGCUGGUUACACCACCAAGGUAACGAAAGCUGUAUGCCUUAAGAACGCCGAGAUUACGGCAAUCUGCACCGCCGUACGGGAGGUGCUCCUCUCUCAGCCAGCACUGCUGGAGCUCACGGCACCGGUCAAAAUUGUGGGGGAUAUUCACGGCCAGUACAAUGACCUGAUCCGACUUUUCGAAAUGUGCGGAUUCCCCCCAAACGCAAACUAUCUUUUCCUGGGCGACUAUGUCGACCGGGGAAAACAGUCCCUUGAGACAAUUCUACUCUUGUUUUGCUACAAGUUGAAAUAUCCAGAGAACUUUUUCAUCCUUCGAGGUAACCACGAGUGUGCUAACGUCACUCGAGUUUAUGGUUUUUACGACGAAUGCAAGCGAAGGUGCAACAUCAAGAUCUGGAAAACGUUCAUUGACACCUUCAACUGUCUGCCCAUUGCUGCGAUUGUGGCCGACAAGAUCUUCUGUGUCCAUGGCGGCCUGUCCCCGUCUCUGUCUCAUAUGGAUGAUAUCCGACAGAUUGCACGACCGACAGACGUUCCUGAUUAUGGGCUGCUGAAUGAUCUGUUGUGGAGUGACCCAGCGGACAUGGAUCAGGAUUGGGAGUCGAAUGAACGGGGUGUCAGUUAUUGCUUUGGCAAAAAGGUCAUCGUCGACUUCCUGGCACGCCACGACUUCGACCUGGUCUGCCGAGCCCACAUGGUUGUCGAAGAUGGAUAUGAAUUUUUCAACGACCGCUUGCUCGUCACGGUCUUCUCUGCGCCCAAUUACUGCGGUGAGUUCGACAACUGGGGUGCUGUGAUGUCGGUGUCCAGCAAUUUGCUUUGCAGCUUCGAAUUGCUGAAGCCGCUGGAUUCGAGUGCGCUUAAGAGUCAUAUCAAGAAGGGCAGAAAUGCCCGCCAGAAUAUGCUCAACAGUCCGUUAUGGAGCAUUGAAGCUCAAGGCGAGGAGAGAAAAGUAACAUACCUGUCAACCCUCACCAGGCACACUCAACCCGUCAAUGUCGUCCGGUUCUGUCCCAAGGGUGAAAUGCUGGCUUCAGCCGGCGAUGACGGCAACGUCCUGCUAUGGGUGCCCUCCGAAUCUUCCAUGGCCACCUUGACCGAUGAACAUGCCGAUGACAAGGAAACAUGGAGGAUCAAACAUAUGUGCAGGACUUCCACCGGAGCGGAAAUCUACGAUCUGGCAUGGUCGCCAGACGGCCAAUAUUUCAUUACCGGUGGGGUCGACAACACGGCGAGGAUUUUCAAUGCGCAUACCGGAACCAUGAUCCGGCAAAUCGCAGAACACAGUCAUUUCGUGCAAGGCGUGGCUUGGGAUCCCCUCAACGAGUUCGUUGCGACUCAGUCAUCAGACCGAUCGGUCCACAUCUAUGCUCUCAAGCUCAAAGAUGGCACGCCCACACUGUCCACCCACGGCAAGUUCAACAAGAUGGAUCUCCCCGGGCGACGGAUAUCGUCCAACAGCCCGGCACCAGCAGAGUUGACGCACCGUGCCUCGAACUCCAGUGCCAACAACCUUGCCAUUGCGUCUCCUGCGCCCUCCAACCCUGGAACCCCUCUGACAACCCCUCUACCUAUGGACCCUCCUCUCCUAACAUCAAGCCGGCGGUCAUCUUUCGGCUCGUCGCCUUCGUUCCGACGAUCUGCUUCACCGGCACCUUCGCUACCGCUCCCAGCCGUGAGACCAGAGAUUUCGUCUCCGAGUCUCAGUGCAGCCAUGGGUCUAGCCGUAAAGAACACGAAUAUCUACCACAACGAAACCAUGACCUCUUUCUUCCGUCGCCUUACGUUCUCACCAGACGGCAGCCUGUUGUUUACACCUGCUGGACACUAUAGGACCAGCUUUCCAACGGCGUCUGAUCCAAUGAAGACCACGGAUGAUGUGACAAAUACCGUCUACAUCUACACAAGAGCUGGCUUCAACAAGCCUCCAGUAGCCCACCUUCCUGGGCACAAGAAGCCGUCCGUGGCGGUCAAAUGCUCUCCUAUCCUGUAUACCUUGCGCUCCACCCCGAAACCCACAAAUCACAUCACAAUCGACACCUCGUCGGCGAGCGAAGAGAUACCUCUCCUGCCGGAUCCUAUAGUCCCACAGAGCUCAUCAACGAUCAUGGAGCCUCCACCUUUGUCGGCUUCUACUCCUGGUCCUGAUUCGAUGUCUGCCCCUUCACCGAAACCAUCGAUCGAUGGUGAGCCUGCCAGCCCUGCACCCACUCCGGCCUUCUCCCUGCCGUAUCGAAUGAUCUACGCCGUGGCAACGCAAGACGCAGUGUUUGUUUACGACACCCAACAAACCACCCCUAUUUGUGUCGUGAGCAAUCUACACUACGCCACUUUCUCAGAUUUGACCUGGUCAAAUGACGGUCUUACACUACUGAUGUCCUCUACGGAUGGCUUUUGCUCUACUUUGGCGUUCGCACCGGGUGAAUUGGGCCAGGUCUACACCGGGCCCCAUCCAACAUAUAGCCAUCCGGUUGUUACAACCUCGAUACCUUUACCAACAUCUUCUUCAAAUUCAACACCUGUUCCAACACCUACCGCUGCGGCUUCACCUUCGCUGACAAAAGCAUCUCCUGUUCCUGUACCACCAUCACAUCCUUCACCAGCCCCAUUUGUACUCCGUCCUGGGAGUCCGACGAGAUCCAAUUCGCAGUCAUCAAUAGCUACAAUGACGUCGGUCCAAACUUCGGGUCUCCCAAAUAAUGCCACCCCUACCUUGGGACAUGUGCCCCUGGUGACCGCCUCCAAUUCCGGUCCUCCGAUAGCUAUUCCACCGAUGACAACGCCGCCUCAGACUCCUGCAAGUGUUCAUGGUGGUCAGCAUUCUGCAACAAGCUCUAUUAGUGGUUCUGUUUUGGGUAAGAGGGACGGCGCAACAAGCGAAAGCGAAAAGGAGGAAACCAAGUCGAAGAGGAGAAGGAUUGCUCCCACUCUUGUUGGUCCGUCAGGCUCGACUGAGAAUGCCAAGGAAGAAGGCAACUAA
Molecule: messenger RNA, 3690 nt
Organism: Fonsecaea nubica
Lineage: Eukaryota; Fungi; Ascomycota; Eurotiomycetes; Chaetothyriales; Herpotrichiellaceae
Exons: 6
Coding region: 1-3690 (1229 amino acids)
Cellular component (GO): cytoplasm; nucleus
Molecular function (GO): protein serine/threonine phosphatase activity; protein binding
Source: RefSeq, a predicted model, not a curated record